Molecule: messenger RNA, 1009 nt
Organism: Oxyura jamaicensis (ruddy duck)
Lineage: Eukaryota; Metazoa; Chordata; Aves; Anseriformes; Anatidae
Gene: NQO1
Product: NAD(P)H quinone dehydrogenase 1
Exons: 6
Coding region: 141-965 (274 amino acids)
Cellular component (GO): cytosol
Molecular function (GO): NAD(P)H dehydrogenase (quinone) activity
Source: RefSeq, a predicted model, not a curated record
GUCACGGCACUGCAUGCGCUGGCCGCUCACCCAGCCUCCUGGGGACUCAUCCAGCCCUGCCCCAAGCGAAGUCCAGUCCGGCAUCCAGCAGUGGCGAGCAGUGCUCCAGCCCCGCUGCCGGCAGCUGAGCAGCCCUGGCCAUGGCAGGACGCAGGGCACUGAUCGUGCUGGCGCACCCCGAGAAGACGUCCUUCAACCACGCCAUGGCAGAGGCAGCCGCCAGCACCCUGCGGGACGAGGGCUGGGAUGUCACCAUCUCCGACCUCUACGCCCUGGGGUUCAAUCCUGUGCUCUCGCGUCGCGACAUCACCGGGCCGCCCAAGAACCCCGAGCACUUCAUCUACGAGACGGAGAUGGGACUGGCGUGGAAGGAGGGACGCCUCAGCAGCGACAUCGUCGCCGAGCAGAAGAAGAUCGAGGCAGCUGAUCUGAUCAUCUUCCAGUUCCCUUUGCAGUGGUUAGGGAUGCCAGCCAUCCUCAAGGGCUGGUUCGACCGCGUCAUCAUCCAAGGCUUCGCCUACUCCAUGGCCACCAUCUACGAGCAGGGGUGCUUCCAGAAGAAGAAGGCCAUGCUGUCGUUCACCACCAGCGGGAUGGAGUCCAUGUACACCCCCAGGGGCAUCAAUGGCGACAUGAACGUAUUCCUCUGGCCCAUGCAGCGGGGCAUGCUGCAGUUCUGCGGCUUCCAGGUGCUGGCACCUCAGAUCUGCUACAGCGUGCGGUACGUGGCCCCCGAGGCACGGGCGCAGAUGCUGAGCGCCUGGCGGAGGCGCCUGGCUGCCAUCUGGGAGGAGAAGCCCCUCGGCUUCAUCCCCAACAGCUGCUUCGAGCUGAGCGUGGCGGGCGGCUUCGUGCUGAAGCAGGAGGUGCUGGCGCAGCAGGAGGAGCAGCGGCAGGGGCUGACGGUGGGGCAGCACCUGGGCAAGGCCUUUCCCCCCGACGAGCAGCUCAAGGCCCCACAGUAGGCGCCAGAGGCCUCAGGGCACUGCUGGGCCCAUCGCUGCCGCGU